CUCCUCCCCCUCUCCUCCCCCACCUCUCCGGAAUACCUUUCUGUUUAUUUAUUUACCUCUAUUCCGGACGGGGAAAUCGACCGGAUUCCACACUGAUAAACGUUUCCCAUGAAAAGAAUGUGACAAAGGAGAGUCGCAUGACAGCCUGCAUCUCAUUCAGUAAUGGAGGUGGUGGAUAGGCUCUAUUACAUAGACCAAAUGUCUAUCUUGUAACUUGACAGGGAAAACCUAACCUACCUCUAACAAAUGCCGUUCUGAAGAAAUCUCUGCCUCACUUGGUAGAAAGUAUGAUACAGCACUUCGAAACUUCAGAGCAAUCCUUUACUGAAUCCAUCAGUCUAUUUUUUCACUCUUUUCUCUCAUGAGUGCUUGGCGAUGCAAGCAAAGUGCCGUCCUAAACAAGUAGUUUGACACUUCACUUUGCGUGAACAUGUCCCUCUUCAAGGCACGAGAAUGGUGGGGUACUACUUGUGGCCAGGAUGAAGGCUUUGAUCAGGCAUCGCUUUGCGUGUCUGGACUGGGUAGUAGUGGCAACGAGACUUCAAUGGUGAUUGUCGGAAGUCAUGCCGGGACUGUGCGAGUAUUUUGUCCCAAUCUUCCUCCUGCCUCUGAAGCUCCAGGAUACAAACCUAGUGACCUUCUCAUCGAAGCCACUUUACCUCAUCCCAUACUGCAUCUUCAAGUUGGCCGAUUUAUCUCCGGCUCACAACAGUUUCAUUUGGCUGUUUUACAUCCACGGAGUGUUGCUAUAUAUAGCCUAGUGAUUCGUGGAGGCAAUACAGAUCAUGGUGAUCAAAGUGCAUUAGUAUUUGUCUAUGAGCAUCAGCUUAGAAGAUCAGCUUAUAGCCUUGUUGCGGGGCCCUUUGGAGGAGUAAAAGGGAGAGACUUCAUUUGUGUUCAGUCUCUAGAUGGAAUGCUCUCAUUUUAUGAGCAGGAAUCCUUUGUUUUCUCAAGACAGCUUCCCAAUUUCCUACUGCCAGGACCUCUUAUUUUUGUUCCCUCAACUGAUGCAUUUGUCACCUGCAAUUCUCUUCUUCACAUUGAUAGCUUCAGGUAUCAAGUGUUGGCGGAUACAAGAGAAGAUGCCAACAAGCAACUGACACCUGAGUGGAGCCUAAAUAUAGGGGAAUCUGCUCUUGACAUUGCCUGUGUGUCCCAUUCGCCUUCAGAGGUGGACAUUUUAGUUUUGGGAGAGCACAAUCUGUUUUGCCUUCGAGACCAUGGAACCUUGAAAUUCAUGCGGCGGUUUGAGUUUCACCCUCGGUGCUUUCAUUCAUAUCGCACAGCUCCUGAGGGACUGUUGAUGACACUUAUCGCCACUGACACUGGAACACUUCUUGUACAGAACAGUACCACUCUAAAGUGGUCGGCACAGCUCUCUAUAUCACCCAUUGCCAUAGCACGGGCCUCUCUCCAGGGCGUGGAUGGAGUGAUAGUAUUACUUUCAGAAACAGGCGAGCUGCAGUGCUGUUAUCUCGGAACGGAGCCCUCCCUGUUUGUAGCUCCGUCAAUAGAGCCCAAACCCAUUGACUAUCAGGAAGCAGAGCGAGAGCUAAACUACCUGGGCAGUGUUAUAAGAGCUUUUAAUGACAAUUCUAGCGUUCUGAUGGCCAAUACAGCUGCAGAGCGUGAACUCACAGUCAACGUCAAACCAGGUCAACAUCCUGAAACACGAGGGGACUCAGAUGUUUGCUAUGUGGCUGUAAAUUUGGCCCCUCAUUCUGCUCAUGCUCCUCUGACUAAAGUCCAGGUCACUCUUGUAGCUAAAGCCCCAUUAGUAGUUGACCCACCAACUCAUACAAUACAUUCUUUAAGCGAAGCAUACCAGGUGGCUAGCUAUGUUGUGUUGAAAAAUGCUACUGCGGAAUUCGUGUGCUCUUUAGAAGUGUCAAUCAUGGUUUCCUACAUGACUGCGUCUGGUAUACCCCGAGUUCUGCAUUCAAACUGUCAACUCCCUCUUCGCCUUGUAGCCCGCCCAUCCCCUCCAGGCAAAGAAGCAGAAAUAAAAUUAACUUUCAACACCAAUGUUCCUGUUGUCAACUUGCUUGAACUCUUCCCAGAAUUCAAUGUCUCUGGAGCGGGUGCCAAUAUUAUAGGAUUUUCCCUCGGCUCCACUGUGGUUACUUUGAUUGCUGCCAAAAUGUCAACCCGUUAUCGUGUCCAGUCUGACAGCCUUUUCCCACUUGCUCUUUUAUCAAAGCAACUUGUCUAUCGCCUUCAGCGUUUCUCAAAGAAUGCAGAUCAAAAAUCAUCAUUUAAAAUUACCUCAUCAUCACCCCUACCCGUAGAGCUUUUGUUCUCUUGCAUUGAGAGCCACAUGGGGAGUAGAAAAGAUGUUUCUGAUCUAAGGGAUGAUCUUGGCCAAUUAUCUGUUCAAUUUCGAGCAAUUGAGAGAAGACUUCUAACAAAAAUGAAAGACAAGAAGCCAGUACCACUAAAUCAGCUUGAUACUCUCCUAUAUGCAACUCAAAAUGAAAUUAUUAGUACCAGUCAUAAACUAGAAAAAUCACUCAAGGCUUUAGGAAAAUCUCAAUAUAGCUUGGCAUGUGCUGUAGAAUUGAUUCACUUAAUGCUGCUAUUGUCUGACCCACCUCCUCAAGACCUGAAAACAUUUCAAGCUGCUAUGCCCUCUAUUGUAACAGACUCAGAUGACCAGAGUUGGGAAGAUGUAACAUUUGCUUCACUCCAAUUUAUUUUGAACUCACACCAGAAGAGAGACCCCUUGACAGCAGCCCCUGCCAAUGAACCUUUAGUUGAUUUUUCUAACUUGAAAAGUUUGAUAAACUCUGUGCUUUCCAUAAUGACAGCAGAUUCACAUGCUACUGGUACCAUUGAUGCUGAAGGUCGUAAACCAAUUUCACCAAUUCAUGAGUCUGAAGAGGUAGAAGAAGAACCUUCAGUACCAGCUGGAUCCCGUUUGGCAGAGACAAGAGUACCGUCUGCUAAUCUGCUUCAGAGAAACAGACUCCUUCCUAGUCGACCUACAGCAGAUGCUGUACCACAAAACACCUCAGAGGUUGAAAGCAGCCUUGCUAAACUUACAGUUUCUGCUGCAAGUAAGCAAAAUUCUGAAGAUGAAGUCUUGUGGAUUUGAUCUACAUUCAUCUUGUGUGAAGUAAAAUUUUUUUAACAUUAUUUUGUUUUUACUCUUAAGCACUUACUCUUUUGUUUCAAUUCCUAUGUUCAAGCUUGAUUUCAAUGGUUGUGGGGUUCUGUGAACCUGUACCCGUUAUAUGUAAUAAUUUUGAGACUACUGUCUGAGUGUGUCCUGAAGUUCACUGGCAAUGAUUGAUUAUAAGUGUACCUGUCUGUCUCACUAACCAAGACUGUCAGUUUUAAUUGGCAGAUUCUUUUAAAACGAAGUUCUAGUCAAGGAACCAAAAGUACAAUUUGUAUGUUAUGUUAUUUGUGAUAUUGGGCUUGGUGGGAAAUAAGUCCAUUUUAAAUGAUCUGACAGGACCAAAAUAUUUGGGUCUUGAAUGUGACAAGCCAGUAUUUUACUAUGUGAUGAUUGAAUUUUUAAUAAUGCUGCACUGACUAUAGAUAGGAUAAAACAUUGACAAGACCAAUAUUUUUACUGUUUCUUUUAUUCAUAAUUGUUAUAAUUUCAAAGCAGAUUUUUAAAAAAUAUGGCUGAGUAGCUGUUAUGAAAACUUAUUCUUCAAGUAAAAUCACAUUGUUUCCAGUGGGUCUCUGUCUUUUGAUGACACAACAAAGUCAAUCUAGAGAAAAGAGCAAAAGUAAUGCAUUAUUACUGGAAAGUAAAUCUCUUCUAAAAUGACUGUAAGUUGUGAGCUACUGUACCUCCGGCAUCAGAUUUUUCAGGUGCUGAGUAGCUGCAAUCUUCAAAAAUCCUCUCUCUGAGUUUGAAUGCCGUGUCAGAAUGACAUGAACUCCCUUGUGCACUGCGUCCAAGACUUCGUGAUGUGACAUUUCACCUGUGUAUUCAAAUAGAGUUAAAAUCACUGUCAAGCCAAAAUUUUCAAAGAGUGAAUGUGCAUUAGUAAAAAUUAUUCUAUCUUUGGA
Thrips palmi is the source of this 4026-nucleotide messenger RNA. RefSeq names its product protein PTHB1 (gene BBS9). NCBI's taxonomy places the organism in Eukaryota, Metazoa, Arthropoda, Insecta, Thysanoptera, Thripidae. The record is from RefSeq and is a predicted model, not a curated record. The coding region runs from base 431 to 3094 and encodes 887 amino acids. Gene Ontology annotation, cellular component: BBSome; membrane. The transcript has 15 exons. Gene Ontology annotation, biological process: cilium assembly.